AAACAGGGGCCCUCAUAGGAAAGGGAGUGAGAAGGUGCUGUCAGCAUUUGAGGUAUCGGGAAGUUUGGUACUUAUAACCAAUAGCUUUCUACUCCAAGGGAACAAAAAAAGAGUUACAUUCCCGACUUUGUGUCUGGCUUUCUCCACAUGUGGGGCUCCUGUGGUUGAUUCUUCACCAAGCCCUUCAUUUUUUUUCUCGUCCAACAUGGCGGAUGACCUUAAAUUAGAUCUUUCUGUGCCGUUUGGCUGUUCGGAAGAAGCUUUGAUCGCGUGUAGGUCGCUUUCUGUGGAUCCUGAACCGAAACGAGGAUGUGUCAAGAAGGAGAUAUCUGUCGCUGGUAACAUCCUCAAUGUAUCCUUGACUGCUAAAGAAGCAAGAACUCUUAGGGUAUCAGCUAACUCCUUCAUGGAUCAUUUGAUUCUUGUUACAAAGACUAUCCAGGAGUUUGGUCCACCUUUGGAAGAUACCAAAUCCAGCUAAUCACAAGAAAGAACUACCACCAAAGCAAGUGUACCUAAAUAUAACUACCUAAAGGCUAUCACACGUCUUUUAUCAUACACUUAGAACUGCCACUGGGCUUUGUACUAUCUAUAGGACACUUGCGGACCCAGUACUUGGAUAGAGGGGUGAGUCAGGUGAAGUGCAGAUAGUACAGUCAAUAAAGCUAUUAUAAGUGCCUGUCACAAGGUAAAAGAAAAGUAGUAAUGACUUCAGGUGGCUGGUUACAAGAAUGGGCUCUUCUAGUCAACAAUUCCCUCUGGUUGCUUAUUCAUACUCUGCAGCCUAAAGUUAGUGUUCUACCUGUUGUUGAAAUGGUUUGCAAAGUCAUACAGCGGAAUCCUGGCUUAGGACAACCACUGAAUGAUGACGCCUCAUUUUUCAAGUCCCAAUGACAUUAAAUACAUUUUCUUUAAAUGUUUACCCCUUAAUAAGGAAUUUCGUUAUGGAGGAUGGUAUUGUAGGUUCCUGAAGGUGCCCUAACACGGUUUUACUGUAGCUCGUGCAUUACCAUUAAAGAGAUGUCAGUUCACUUGUUAUAUAAAUCACACUCAAACAAAAUACACAAACGUUACCAGCUGGUCUUUCAAAAAAAAAAAAUGGUUGUGGUCACCUAUGGUGUACUUAUUUACAAGAAGAGCAAUUUAUUAUAGAGCUAGAACAACAGCUAAAAUAGAGUUCACGAAUGGAUUUUAUGCACCAGUAGCUCAAACAAUGGCUUGAUGGAGACAAACACUUCUUGGCACCAGUACUGUGUGUUUUUGUCUCAUUUUUUAUAUGUGUUUUGAUAGAUAGAAAGCAUAGUUUCUCAUUUUUUUCAUUGCACAAAUCUUUAGCGCAAAAAUAACAAGUUUACUACCCAUCAAAUAAUUUUCAUCAGUUUCAUUAGUACCAAGUGUACGUGUUAUUUAAAGCACUUUAGAAAUAAUUUAUUGGUUUGCCUUUGAGCAUUUCCUAAACUUGUCUGUUUGCAUGACGUCACAAGACGAUGACGUCUAAACAAUGGGCCGAGUUUUCUUGUUUCUCUGAUAAGACAAAAUCCUAAUCAUUCGAACAGUUCCCACAUACGAGAACUUUAAUUUUUAUCGCUAUUUAAUUUCAUUAUUGAGUGAUAAUUUUAAAUUUCAUCCCAGAAAGGGACAUAAAUAUGUUUCUGAAUGUUGUUCUGUUGCAACAUAAUUAUAUUAUCCUUUAUGAUCUGUUAGCUGUCAGUCAGAAGCAAGUUCAGCCAAUCAAUGUACAUAUCAAAACAUAUCUAAUCCAUUUCUACGCUGACGCGUUUUGGUGAACGUUUACGUAUUCUCGUUUAGUACAGGCACGUUUUGGAGCGGUGUGGGUGUGGCUUAAUAAGGUAAUCGACAGACGUGGGCCGGAGUAAGGUUCCCAAAAAUAUUUUGAUUUCAAGAGGCUUUCUCUUUUGUCUUACCGCUGUUAUAUAACCACGGGUAAUUAUCAUGUGGCAAAUACUAUUGGUGAGUAAGAGCGCUGGUGGACAUUUUCUGAUGCACCAGUAUGUGUUCUUGUACCCUCUUUAUUCAUCCACACAUAUGAUAAUUAAAAUGGUAAAAGGCAUUCAAAUCACACACUGACUUUGGAUGGAAAUUCGCAUUUUCAAACAUGAUCUUUAAAUUCUUAUUUCAUCUCUCUAAUGUUCAAAUAUACUUGACUUAAUAAUAAUUGACAAUAAUAAUAAUUGACUCAAAAGAAGAUCUACAAACUUAUAUUGCUCUAAACUUAAAAAUUGAGAUUCUAGGGAAGAAAGUUUGAAAGGUUGGACUGGUGCACCUGCGUGGCGGGUGAGGUAAAGGUUCAUCUUGUCAAAAGCUUGGCCCGAGUGUUGAUUGGAUUGGACAAAAUACAAAAAAGAAAGCGUGAUUUGAGACCACGUGCAAAUUGACCUUAAAUAGUAUUUAGGCUUACUUAAGAAAAUGUACAUCAAUAAAUGAAAGGAAUGGGCAGCAGCUUAAAAAAAAAACAUAUCUAUAAAACUAAUAAAUUCAAACAAAGCGUUAGUACAAUGUGUCCAGCAACGCGUAAAAAUGGAGUCGCAUCACAACUCUGCACGCCCGAAUAGUGCGAAACAACACAAGGCUUUAGAAAAAAAACGCAAUGAAGCGUCUUAUUCAAAUCUACGAAAACUUGAUCAAAAGCUGAAAAAGGCAUCCACAAAAAUGUAGAGAGUAGAGUGUCGAAGUGAGCAAAAAGAUGGAAAAAUCGCCGUCCAACCGCGAUAAAAUGCGGGAGAUGUUGGAGUACUCCAGCAGCAAUGACGAUUUCAGGGAAUCUGAGGAUGAGUGGUCUCCGCUGCAUUCCAGCCCCGAACAAAAACGCAAGGAGAAGACUCAAAGAAAAAUGCAGAAUAUGUCUAAAUACGGCUGUUCGUUCUUCUUCCUCGGUGCCACACUGACUGCACCUUUAGCGCUUACAAUCUGCGCCGCAGAAGAUAUCUUGUCGGGCACGGUCUACGCGACUGGCUGGGUGCUAGUCGCAGCGGCAGCGCAAUCUUGCCUUAUGAAGAUCACAUUCCUUUGCUCGUCGUGUCUAACAAACCUCUCCCUCGUCACUAAGACGUUAGGGAUGUUCAUAUUUAUGAUAACGGGACUGUUAUUCUUGGCUUUCUCCGUGACAAGACUUGAUAUUCGCCUUAUAGGAGUGUGCUUUAUAUCCGCUGCGACAGGACUGGGGGAGAUGACGCUGCUGGUUUACGCUGCCACCAAGUUUCAAGAAGUCGCUCUGAGUGCGUACAUUGCUGGUACAGCUACAGGAGGCGUGCUAAGUGUUCUACCUUAUGUCGGAAUGACCAGCUGGAGCUCCAUAAACCCUCGCACCGCCGCAUUAGUACCAGUUUUCUGGCCGUCUCUACACUUGCUCAUCUUUGCCGUGAUGAAAACUAAGAAACUCACUGCCGAACUUAAAGGAGACUCACGCAUUCGCCAGGAAAUCUAUCAGUACGAAUCACAGGAAAUCUGGGUCCCGUUUUAUCAGGAACGCCUCAUGCAAAUGUGGAAAUCCCUACAUGAUUUUAUAAUGCUGUUCCUUGUCUACUUCGCAGUCUACCUCUCCCUCUGUGGCGUCCUCACGACAAAAGUGUUCUCUCAAGCCAAGGACUUUGGGCCCAGGGAGGACUUUCAGCACUACGUUCUGAGCACCAUACUUGGAGAGUUCCUCGGAAGGUCCUUCUUGUCCCUCCUACGUUCCAAGACCCCAGGGGUUAACUACAAGCUUCCGUCAGUGUUCGGAAUCAUUGCUGUGUUCUUGGCCGUAUUGUUUAUCCUCUCCGUAUGGUUCUCUUGGAUUUCAAGGAUCUGGGUUAUGUUCGUUGUAUGUUUCAUGCAAGGGGUGUGUUCUGGGAUCCAAGCGUCUAACUCCUACCAUGCCAUCGCUAACCGUACCCUUGCGGAGCAUGCGCAGUUUAUCCUGACCAUCGCAGGCCUAGCGGAGUCGCUCGGGAUGAUGACCGCUGGACUGAUUGGCCUACACACCGAGCCCGCAAUGCGCGAACACUGCCUGGAAUCUCAGUAUUAUGCUAAUCAAAGUUUUUGCAUGACACGCAUCAAAGAUGCGAAGUUCUGGGGCUUGGGGCAAGAAGGCCAAUUCCGAUGAACAUUAAGGCAAUGAUACUCGCAAUCGUAUAUCGAACUUUUGAUAUUUAAGUAAUAGAUUAAAAUCAAAUAUAUUAAUAAGCAGAUUUUGAACUCUUAGUAGCUCGUCAUCAGUUUAUGGGAAUAGAGAUGUAAAGAUGAUAUAAUGUAAAGAUGUCAUCAUAAACUUAUCAAAAUAGUGAUAUGUAAAGAUGUUUAUAAAUAGACUUACAAGCUCAUAAAAGUGUGUACCGAACUGUAAAGGAAAAUCAGAAUGCCUGAUCACGAGCCGCCAUACUUUACCCUACUCUUUAUGCUCCUGACUUCAAAUAUGGACAAUAUUGACAGACAAAUCUUGUUUUUCAGAUGAUGAAAAAUUGAACCUAUGUAUCAUUAGAAUUGGAAUGAGAUAAUAAAGAAAUUAUUAUUCUUUUA
Nematostella vectensis (starlet sea anemone) is the source of this 4515-nucleotide messenger RNA. RefSeq lists its product as uncharacterized. Bases 206 to 481 code for a protein of 91 amino acids. NCBI's taxonomy places the organism in Eukaryota, Metazoa, Cnidaria, Anthozoa, Actiniaria, Edwardsiidae. Gene Ontology annotation, cellular component: EKC/KEOPS complex. The record is from RefSeq and is a predicted model, not a curated record. The transcript is spliced from 5 exons.